This is a messenger RNA of Bolinopsis microptera, 600 nucleotides long. RefSeq lists its product as uncharacterized. NCBI's taxonomy places the organism in Eukaryota, Metazoa, Ctenophora, Tentaculata, Lobata, Bolinopsidae. The coding region runs from base 1 to 600 and encodes 199 amino acids. The transcript has a single exon. The record is from RefSeq and is a predicted model, not a curated record.
AUGGGUGUUGACCUAAAUAACGGUAAGAUUGGUUUAGGAACGUUUGCGGAAUGCAGCCAACGAGAGGUACGCAAGGAACUAACAGAAGGGUUUAACGCAACUCUACAACGCAUCAGUGAGGACACCGACCUGAAAAACAAUAUCAUAGACUCGUGUAGACGUGAGGGAGAUGGUAAAUUCCCCUUGACUGACGUGCGGGGUUUAUUUGAGGGUCUGAAAGAGAGAGACUAUUCUAUUGUACUGGCUACAGCAGACUGUGACAAAGGAGUGGACAUGUUUAUGGACGAUAACUCCAUCAGGGAGCAGGUAGACUUUGUAAUGUGUGCCACCAACUACGAGGAGUUCCCACCUAAACCGAACAAGCUGUCAGCAGAGAAGCUGUGUGCUCAGUUUGCAGUGGAGAGUAAGAACGUGGUGAUGGUGGGAGACACGCCCACAGACAUGCAGUUUGGGGUGAACGGAGGGUAUGGGCUGGUGGUGGGGGUUACUACGGGGGUCGGGUCUGCGGAGGAUCUGGACAGUGCUGGAGCACAUGUUGUGUUGGGGGAUCUGUCUGAGCUUAUCCAUGUUUUGGAAGAGUUUCAUGUCGAGAACUCCUAA